UCAGCAGUGCCUCAGACAAGGAAGUGUGUGGAUUUUCUCUGUCAGACAAACAACGUGAAUCUAUAGAAGCGAUUCCUAAAAAGAAAUUGAGGAGAAAUGCUUUUCAGCAUCCUCUGUGUUAUAUAUUGUGUAUUUAUUUUAAAGUCUGAUCCUUAAGGUUCAAAGGCAGCUCUGGAAGCUCAAAAUGAAGCCUCUGAAGCUCUUCAUCCACUCCGAUCAAGAGUCUCUUCCGAUUCUGCAGGCCAAGGAGAAGGACACGCCUUCCUAUGGCACCAGCAACAGGAAAGACUUACCAGAGAAAUGCGACCAGGCGAGGCAGCUCAAAUACCCAACGGCAGUGUAUCUUGUUUUAGGAUCAAAAUUCUUCGAGUCUUUCGCUGCAAAUGGAGUCAGAAGUAUCUUGGCGCUUUAUCUCAGGGAUUCAAUGAAUCUCUCCGAGAGCCUUUCGACGACUGUCCUUCACAUCUUCAAUUUCUUUAGCCAAUUCUGCCCCAUAUUCGGCGCCAUUCUGGCUGAUAGUUACUUCGGGAAUGCCAAGACCAUCUUCUAUUUCCUGAUAUUCUACGCCUUCGGCUUCGUGGGCAUCAUCUUCGCCACGCUGCCAUUCAUCAAAGUUUCAUUGGAGAUCAUAUCUUUCAUUUCUCUCUUCCUGAUUUCCGUUGGCAAUGGCAAUAUUCGAGCAUGCAUCACGAGCUUGGCGGCCAUUCAGUUUAAGCUUCCUGAACAGAAGUCAUCGCUGCAGAAGUACUUCUCUCACUACUACUUCGUCUACACGAUGGGCAUCCUCCUCAGCAAGAUCAUAACUCCGUCCAUCAGAGGACUUAGUGGAAACUGCUACGCUAUGGUUUUUGGCUUCCUGGCCGUUCUUUUCCUUGGAUGUUGGAUCACCUUCCUGAUAGGAAUGUUCUUCUAUAAGAAAGAGGAGGUAAAUCGACAGAACAUCCUUGUUCAGGUUGUGGGAUGCAUAUGGUAUGCGCUGUGGAAGUACAUUAAGAAGGAGAAUGUUAAUGCUAAUUGGCUAGACAGCUCUAUUGGUCGCUACUCUGAGGAAUUCGUCAGGGAUGUUCGGGCUUUUCUCAGAGUCCUGCGACUGUAUCUUCCUCUGCCCAUCUAUUGGGCUUUGCUGGCACAGCAAGAUUCCAGUUGGACGUUUCAGGCAACCAAACUAGACACCACGCUCUUCGGCUGGCGCCUGGAACCUGACCAGGUUAAAGCUAUGGGACCCCUGCUCCUCCUCCUGAUGAUCCCCUUCUGGCAGAACAUCGUAGUGCCCUUGAUACGCCGCACAACAGGAUGUCAGAUCUCUCCUCUAUUCAGUGUGGCUCUGGGUGGAGUCGCAGCUGCACUGUCCUUCAUCUGCUCAGGAAUCCUAGAGGUGCAAAUCAACAAAUCCGCCCCUUUGAGCAUCUCCUUCGCAUGGCAAAUCCCUCAAUUCUUCCUCCUAAUGAUGGGCGAAGUGCUCCUCUCCAUUCCUGGCUUACAGUUCAGCUUCACCCAAGCACCGGCAACCAUGAAGUCUGUCCUCACGGCGUCGUGGUUCGUCAACAAUGCCAUCGGCAAUCUCAUCGUGGUUCUUAUCACUGAACUCAAGCUGACGUCCAGCCAGAGCUGUGAGUACUUCCUCUACUCCUUCCUCAUGAUCUGCGGUAUCACGUGCUUCACAUUCAUGGCCGGAAAUUACGACACACCGGCUCAAGUGUCUCCGGACCCGCCGCCGGAGAAGUACAUCAUCCUCACGGCGGAUAAGGAUAAGACCGCCUCAGUGUGAUUCUCCACCCAGUGUAUACUCUAGUUUAGUUCCAAUAAAUCACGUAUUUAUUUAGGCUA
Messenger RNA from Phlebotomus argentipes, 1827 nucleotides. RefSeq names its product solute carrier family 15 member 2. The transcript is spliced from 6 exons. Lineage: Eukaryota; Metazoa; Arthropoda; Insecta; Diptera; Psychodidae. Gene Ontology annotation, molecular function: dipeptide transmembrane transporter activity. Gene Ontology annotation, cellular component: membrane. The record is from RefSeq and is a predicted model, not a curated record. Bases 185 to 1768 code for a protein of 527 amino acids. Gene Ontology annotation, biological process: transmembrane transport.